AUUACAUCGUGUUAAUUUCCAGUCUCUGCGUUUGCGCACAGUUGCCGAAAAAAUGUCUCUGUCCAACGGAGUCGAGGAUACCUCCUCGACUUGCAAGUUCCUGCUUGUCGGAGUCGGCUAUCAUGCCAGACGGACCUAUGUGCCCCAUCUCGAGACGCUGCGGAAGGAAGGACGAGCCAUGCUCCGCGUGGCCGUCGACCUGGAGCCUUUCAGGGAGAGAGUUACGAAGUACACGCACAGCAUGGAGCCGGACGCAGAGCUCGUGUUCGUCCCCCCUUUCGAAGGGCCGAUGCCCAGUGAGGUGGCUCAACAACUAAACGAGGUCGUCAAACGCACCGGAGUUACCUGCUGCAUCAUCAGCACGGAGCCGCUGGCUCACAAGGCCUACGGUCUGUGGGCUAUCAGCGCCGGGCUCAACGUCAUCACGGACAAGCCAAUAUCGGCAAGGGAGAAAGCCGUCACUGACUUUGAGGCUGCGUACGGCAUCGCCCAAGAUUACCUGGACAUCGCCAAUGCCUACAUCGCCCUCCAGAAACGGGUCGAGAAGCCCACGUUCUUCAUGGUCAAUAGCCAUCGCCGUUACCAUCCGGGAUUCUAUUGCGUCUUCGACAUGAUCAAGGAGAUCCAAAACAAGACCCACUGCCCGGUGACCAACAUCAUCUCCACGCACUGCGACGGCAAGUGGCGCCUUCCCUCCGAGAUUGUCGACGAGCCCUACCAUCCGUACAGAACCGGGUACGGAAAGGUCUCGCACAGCGGGUACCACUUCUUCGACAUGAUCUACAACUUCAUGCGCGCGGGCUGGACGGAGAGCAAGCGACCCGACAAGAUGGAGGUCAUGAGCAGUUUCGUCCUGCCCGCGGGCUUCGUCACGUCCUUGCACGAGGGCGACUACGACCACAUCUUCGGGAAGGACGAAUACGCCAAGUACAAACGGUACACGGACGAGGAGCUGUUCGAGCUGAUAGGGCCCAUGGGCGAGAUCGACUCGUCGAUCCAGGUGACCUUCUCGCGCGGGGGCCACAACAUCGCCAUCGCGCAGAUCAACCUCCUGCACAACGGCUUCUCGCGCCGGAGCUGGCUGCAGCCGGGCGCGGACCUGUACAAGGGCAACGGGCGGGUCAAGCACGAGGCGCACGAGGUGCGGUCGGGCCCGUUCCAGACCGUGGUCAUCGACUCGCGCCAGGCGAACGACAAGCACGACCGGUCCAAGCCCAGCACGGGCGAGAUGGGUACCGACAACCACUUCGAGGUGCACGUCUUCCGCAACUGCGACGUCACGGGCGACGACGCGCCGCUCAAGACCUUCACCGUCGCCGACCUCGACCGGCGCUACAACACGACGCUGCCGGGCAUCUACUCGGAGAACGUCAAGCGCGGCAUCUUGUGGGAGGCCGUCGAUUUCCUCCAGGGGCAUCGCACCCUGGAGGAGAUGACCUCGAGCAUCCUGGACCACUCCAUCCCGGCGACCAUCAUGAGCGCCGCCUACAUCUCGCACAUCAGGAGGGUGAAGGACCUCAACCCGAUCGUGCCGGUUGAAAUUACUUACGGGGGGUCGCUUGGGCUGGCGGAGGCACAUAUACCCGAGAUCACUUACCGGCCAGAGCUCGCCGUCCAGCCCGCGCGGGACACCGUCCCGAGCCUCUGCGGAUCCUCCUCCAGCGACACGGCACCACCCGGCACUCCCAUGACCAGGGCGUACGCGCCGCCCUCUGCAACCGAGGCGUCGCUGAGGGCCGCGAAACUGGGCCUGAUCGGGGCCCUGAGCUCACUGUAUGGGAUCGAGACGUCCUUCCUCCGGACCGACGCUGUGGAUUCGGGGGCAACCGGGUUGGAAGAAAAGGAACUGCGGUCGCAAGGGGCUGAUUUUCUGGCCAAGCUUGAUGCCCUGGUGAAGUGAAAGCAGAAUACGCGUAUAGGCGUAAUUGUUCUGGAUCUUGGUGGGAAAUGACAGGUCUCAUUGUUCCCUUAUGCGCCCGACUGCUGGCUGCCGUUCAGCUGGAAUUUCUGAGAGGUCAUGGAUUCUGAUGGCUGUCAAAUACCUAGUAAAGCAUAUGGCAACUUGCUUUCUUUUGAG
This is a messenger RNA of Phialemonium atrogriseum, 2077 nucleotides long. RefSeq lists its product as uncharacterized. Bases 53 to 1900 code for a protein of 615 amino acids. The record is from RefSeq and is a predicted model, not a curated record. Lineage: Eukaryota; Fungi; Ascomycota; Sordariomycetes; Cephalothecales; Cephalothecaceae. The transcript has 2 exons.